UUGCCAGCUUCACAAACACAAUGGCGCAAGUGGAAGUAAACAAUGUAACUGUUUCUCAGGGGUUUCGUAUGAUGUUCAGUCUGAUUACGCCAAAUGAAUCGUCAUUCGCGACUCUAGAAGAAGUGCCCACAUACGUCGACCAGGCCACACCGUAUUUCGUUGGUUUGAUGCUGGUGGAGCUGGUGUUGGGAUGGUUAAAGGCGGACCACCCUAACAUCAAGAUCAAUGACUUCAUUACGUCUCUGCUUGCUGGGAUGAUGUCACGUCUCCCUCAGCUUAUAGUAAGAAGUCUGGAGCUGUCCGCUUAUAUCUAUGUCUGGAGUAACUUCCAUUUAUUGGAGCUUCCCUGGGAUUCAGCUUGGACGUGGUGGCUUGCGUUUUUUGGUGUGGACAUGGGAUACUACUGGUUUCAUCGGUUCGCCCAUGAGUUAAACUUCUUGUGGGCCGCUCAUCAGGUGCACCACAGCUCUGAAUACUACAAUCUGUCUACAGCACUACGCCAGUCUGUCACCCAGCAGUUUGCUUCAUGGGUGUUUUACCUUCCAUUGGCACUGGUGGUCCCUCCAUCUAUAUUUGCUGUGCACAUACAAUUUAACCUUCUCUAUCAGUUCUGGAUCCAUACCGAGCUGGUCAAAGAUCUCGGGCCUCUGGAGUGGAUUUUAAAUACUCCCAGCCACCACAGAGUUCACCAUGGACGAAACCGAUACUGUAUUGAUAAGAAUUAUGCGGGAAUAUUGAUCAUAUGGGACAGGAUGUUUGGUACAUUUACUCCAGAAAGUGAUAAAGUUAUCUAUGGACUCACACACCCAAUCAACACGUUUGACAUCUGGUCUGUUGAGUUUCUUUAUUACCCGUACCUGUGGCAGAGGUUCUGGGAAGCUGAUGGAAUUUCAAACAAGCUGUCCGUCAUUUUUAAAGGCCCAGGCUGGACUCCAGGAAAACCGAGACUGGGAGACAUUGCGGAUAUUCCCGAGAUUACAGGAGAAGAAAAGCCCUAUGCUCCCGAAUGGUCCCCUGUGUUGCAAGCCUACGUAUUCCUACACUUCUUACUUCUGCUGGGUGUCUAUGACAACUUGUUAACAGAACAAGCGAUACUCUCUGAGAUGGCUGUAAUUCUGAUGACCGUUUAUGUAUUACUUUCCCUGACAUCCCUUGGGUUCAUUAUGGACCAGAGGGCUGAUUCUGCCGGGUGGGAGAUGCUGAGAUGUUUUCUUUUAAUGGCACUUUAUCGGUUUGGUUACAUUAGGACUCUGGACAUCUUGGCUUUUGUAACUGAGGCUUUUGUCUUGAUCUCUGCAGUGUACUGGACUAUACAGUGUGUGAACCAGCAAACUAACAAGGUGAAGAAACAAAACUAGAGAAACUGACAUCAACAAACAUUUUUUCUUAACUUUCAGAAAAAGCUCAUAUUUGCUAUACUAUAUACUAGCCUACUAUAUUAUGCCAUGCUCUACUGUACUACACUAAUUGUUGAAAGCUAAGCUGUCAGUAAGCAACAUGGAUAAGCUUAAAUACAGAAGGUACCUAGUUUAUAUCAAGAUUGAAUAGCAUUAUUUGAACAUUUCAAAGUUUCAAUGUAUACAGAAAGUACCUGACCAGGCCUAUAACUAAACAAUGGAGGACCAACAUGUUUUUAUGAUAAUGUGAUUUAUUUUUUAAUUAAUUUAUAAUCUUUUAUAGAUCUUAAUGUUCUUGUAACAGUAUAUAAUAAACCUAAUAUACCUCAUAAUAAAGAUCUGCUCACUGUG
Molecule: messenger RNA, 1748 nt
Organism: Misgurnus anguillicaudatus (oriental weatherfish)
Lineage: Eukaryota; Metazoa; Chordata; Actinopteri; Cypriniformes; Cobitidae
Gene: agmo
Product: alkylglycerol monooxygenase
Biological process (GO): lipid biosynthetic process
Cellular component (GO): endoplasmic reticulum
Molecular function (GO): glyceryl-ether monooxygenase activity; iron ion binding
Source: RefSeq, a predicted model, not a curated record